AUGUGUCCAGCUGGUCCAUGUGUCCAGCUGGUCCAUGUGUCCAGCUGGUCCAUGUGUCCAGCUGGUCCAUGUGUCCAGCUGGUCCAUGUGUCCAGCUGGUCCAUGUGUCCAGCUGGUCCAUGUGUCCAGCUGGUCCAUGUGUCCACGUGUUCAGCUGGUCCACGUGUCCAGCUGGUCCAUGUGUCCAGCUGGUCCAUGUGUCCAGCUGGUCCAUGUGUCCAGCUGGUCCAUGUGUCCAGCUGGUCCAUGUGUCCAGCUGGUCCAUGUGUCCUGCUGGUCCAUGUGUCCAGCUGGUCCACGUGUCCAGCUGGUCCAUGUGUCCAGCUGGUCCAUGUGUCCAGCUGGUCCAUGUGUCCAGCUGGUCCAUGUGUCCAGCUGGUCCAUGUGUCCACGUGUUCAGCUGGUCCACGUGUCCAGCUGGUCCAUGUGUCCAGCUGGUCCAUGUGUCCACGUGUUCAGCUGGUCCACGUGUCCAGCUGGUCCAUGUGUCCAGCUGGUCCAUGUGUCCAGCUGGUCCAUGUGUCCAGCUGGUCCAUGUGUCCAGCUGGUCCAUGUGUCCAGCUGGUCCAUGUGUCCAGCUGGUCCAUGUGUCCAGCUGGUCCACGUGUCCAGCUGGUCCAUGUGUCCAGCUGGUCCACGUGUCCAGCUGGUCCAUGUGUCCAGCUGGUCCAUGUGACCAGCUGGUCCAUGUGUCCAGCUGGUCCACGUGUCCAGCUGGUCCAUGUGUCCAUGUGUCCAGCUGGUCCACGUGUCCAGCUGGUCCAUGUGUCCAGCUGGUCCAUGUGUCCAGCUGGUCCAUGUGUCCUGCUGGUCCAUGUGUCCAGCUGGUCCACGUGUCCAGCUGGUCCAUGUGUCCAGCUGGUCCACGUGUCCAGCUGGUCCAUGUGUCCAGCUGGUCCAUGUGUCCAGCUGGUCCAUGUGACCAGCUGGUCCAUGUGA
This is a messenger RNA of Physella acuta, 939 nucleotides long. RefSeq lists its product as uncharacterized. Lineage: Eukaryota; Metazoa; Mollusca; Gastropoda; Physidae. The record is from RefSeq and is a predicted model, not a curated record.